GUGGGGAUUUUGCUUGCUGUCGAAUCAAUGAUAGGUUAUUAUGUUCUUAAGGGACUUAUUGACGUUCGCUAUCCCAUAUUAACAAAGUGGACAUCAAUAUCUUUUUCGGGGCCUAAAGACAGUGGGAAAAAGAAGUUAAUUGAUCUUCUUUUAAACCUUCAGGGAAACCCAGGCACCAUUGUAAAGGAAGAAGCAUUGGAGGUUUCUAAGCUACUUGUGGGUAAGCUAGAGAACAAGGCAGAGGCAAUGCCCUUUGCUGAAGUCAUACUCAAUACCAGCAACUUUCAAUUUUCUCAAUAUUUCUUUUGCUCACCUGCACAACCCACACAAUAUAAACUCCUCGAAGAAGCUGUUUGUAAACUGCUUCGGGUUCAGUUAUCACCCUCCUACCUCAAGCAGUCAUUAGAUUACUCUCUGCUUGCAAAAGAAGUAGAGGAGCUGAAAAAUAAAGUUUCAACCCUCCAUUCUCAUCAUGAGGACUUAGAGAAAAUUUUACACAGUCAAAUAGGCUCAAUUCAAAGGACUCGACGAUUUACAAGAAGGUCAUUUGUGAGACCUGACGACAUUAACACGUCAAUUAAAAAGGGCAUCUCAUUUCUUAAGCAGCUCGGAGAUCACCUUAUAUCACUAACUCCUACUAUUCCUAUCACAAUUACUGAGCAACCUUCGAAUUCCGUCGUAUCUUUUACUUGUAGUAAACCAUCUACUCCUGGCUUCUUCACCGACGUCAUGAAGCUUUCCACUGAUGAACCAGUGGUGCCAUCUUUUCCCAUUCACCUCAUCUCUGUCAUUAACACAGGUGGAUCCCUAGCUGUUUUAGACAUCAUUCCAUCUCUCUUUUGCUUUAUACCAGUAAAUAUAAUAGUCCAUAACUUGACCGAUGAUCUCAAUUCCCUCGUAGCUGGUUCCAAUCUAACGCAUCAAGAAACAAUUGAGUCAACCGUUCGCUCUCUCAAUUCACUGAUGCCUCCAGAAAAUGCUGAAAUAACAAUGGAGUCAAAUUUUGCCGUUGUCGGCACACGAUACACUGAUACUCCAGAAUUUAAGGAGGAAGUUAACGAGAAAAAUUACAGAAUAAAAUCGAAGUUAAUUGAUUAUGGAGAGUACAUAUUACGCUAUGGUAGCUCACUGAUAUUUCCUAUUGAUGCCGAAGCUAAUGAUGAAUACACGCAGAAAAUAUUUAAAGCUCUCUUGAGGAAGAUAUCAAAAUACUUCAUUGAAGAUGACAUACCGAUUCAGCAGCUGUUGUUCAUAAUGGAGUUAAUUCGCCUUAAAAAUCAUCAACUGAUACACAUAUCUCAAUGCAUUGAAAUAGGUGAGAGUUUAAGCAUGGAUUCUCAUGAAGUCGAGAGUGUCCUAAAGUUUUGUCAUCAGCUUUCAAUCGUCCUUUAUUUCUCUACAUUCCUUGGCCACGUUGUUUUCCUUGAUCCUCAAUGCCUCCUGUCUAAACUGUCAGACCUCUACAACAUAUCUCAUCAAUCCAACACUCCAGGUUUAAUUGAGGCCAGUACGAUAGCCAAAGUAUUCAGUGAGACCAGCUUACUAACACCUGAAGACGCCUUCAAUCUACUAGUGAGCCUACAUUUAGCUGUCAAAAUUGAUGCCCUCUAUUUCCUACCAUACACCCUUCACAGGGUCUCCAAUGAUGAAAUAGCGAAUAGGAAGAGAAUGGUACAGAGUGGCCUGGAUCCACUUGUCUUGACUUGGGACAUAGGCCAGAUACCCCAAGGUCUCUUCCCUACGCUCAUUGUACUCCUCAUUCGAAAGUAUGGCAUGACCAUUGAUACCAGUUGCCUUAAACGAGCAUGCGCAGUAUAAAAGGGGGGUGGUCUGCCCAAAAA
Messenger RNA from Amphimedon queenslandica, 1841 nucleotides. RefSeq lists its product as uncharacterized. Lineage: Eukaryota; Metazoa; Porifera; Demospongiae; Haplosclerida; Niphatidae. The transcript has 2 exons. Bases 28 to 1818 code for a protein of 596 amino acids. The record is from RefSeq and is a predicted model, not a curated record.